AUGGCCAAAUAUCCUUUAACGCUGGCCGAGGUAAGUUGUGAAACAACAUUCAUUCAGAUCCAACUAACAACCAACUUGGUUUCUCGUAAAACUUUAAACAAAAGUGAACGCAAUUAUACUAUUUGGCAAUAUGUAAACACUAUAUUUCUCACUUUAGGACGGAGUGUGUAAACAAAUAAUUGACAGACUUGGGAACUUAUCAACUUUUAAAAUAAAAUUCUGCCAGAGCGAGAAAUUCAGGCUGUAAUUGAGAGCAAGGUACUUCAUGUUCGCGCAGUUUUUAUAAUAGCUGUGGUCACACUACAGACUUUUACCUAGGUAAAAGCAAUUUACCUAGGGUAAAUUCAUCAAAAAUUUCCCGAGGUAAAUUCAUCUCGGGUUUUGUUUUACCUAGGUGAAAAAUUCUGGGAAGGUCACACUACUGAUAUCGGCUCCCAAGGUUUUCACGCCAGUUGAAUUUUUUGGAGCGUAAAUUUAAGAAGGCAAGAUGCGCAGGGAUCGAGCUGAUCAAAGAGACGCUUUUUUUUCUUUUAUCUUGCUGUUAUUUCUUACGCUAAUUCAACGUGCAAGGUGAAGAAAGCCGAAGACGUAGACCACUCGUGUCCCCAAAAUUUCUUUCACAGCGUGAGCUAUGUCCGGUUCUGUCAUCAAGACCUUCGCCGAUGAGCGUCGAUUGGCUAGCAACCUCGGUAUUUCAUUUUUCCCUAGCUAUUGCUUUGGGGUAGCUGUCAAGGGAAACUCUAUUGUUCUCGAGACAUAUCCAAGCCCCAGACGAUAAAAUUUCCCCGAGGUAAGUUACCUAGGGAAAAAUCGGUCACACUUUAAAAAUCAAGUUUCCCUAGGUAAACUGUCAACAAGUCGAAUUUACCUAGGUAAAAAGUCUGUAGUGUGACCACAGCUAAUGAGUUACUUUGAUAUGGGUUAAAAUAAAAUUAGACCGCAAAGCCACUGAGCUUCCGGAGUUGUCUAAUGGAACUGAUGAAAGUAAAGUUAUUCCUUCACUUAGAAAGAGCAGUUUUAACACAAAAAGUAUAUUCCACUGCGGGAAAGAAACACCUGUUCAUACUGCCAGUUAGCAUUGAGUCAAACAGAUCAGGUUUGGUUGACAACACAGUUUUUUAGAAUACGCUGUGGCUAAUUAUGCCCAGCAGCCGGGAAGGCUCUUUAGCAACUUAAUGCUCGGUAGUCACAAAAGUUUCUAGAAUUUCUGCAAAAUCCCUUUUUCUAAUCGUUUGAAAGUAUUCUUUCUUCAUUUAGAAUAACUAAGCGAUCAAGAAAACAAAACUGGCUUCACAUUUGAGCAGUUGUGGUUCCUCGGGCAUAGAGUAGAGUCGACACUGUUUCGACACUUAGAAAAAUUUCGUGAGUUAGCAGCGCGUGACUCCCGGGCACGAUUUCACACAGGCUAAAUACCCUAGACUCUCGACACAGCUUGAUAUACUGGUGGGGCUGCUGAAUCUUGGGAAAGCGUUCCUCUAAUUUUGCAAAAUAUUCCAUCAUGGUUUAGAAUUGGUGAGUGACGAGAAACGACAGAGUUUUUAGCCAGAGGUUAGGUAUCACCCGGUUUUAACUUACCCUAGCAUAUGUUGUGGUUGAGUCACGGGCGGGUUUCACUUCAGUCUAAAUGCCAGGCACUCCGAUUUGACUAGGGAAUUUCAACAUUAAGUGUCUGUUUAGUCCCCAUUGAAAGUAUUUCAUCGACCUUCAGAGAAGCCAGGCGGGUAGAGAAAGUGAAAUAAACGUUUAAACAUAUACUAAAGCAGACUGCCGGGUAUUUAAAACGUGCCUGGGAGUCACGCAUUGUUUCUCACGAAAUUCUCUGUGUCGAAACUGCGUCGACUCUAUUGUGUGCCCAAGAAACCACAACCGCUCAUCUGCGAAGCUACUCUUCUUUUCUGGAUCGCUUGGUAAUUCUAAAUGAAGGUAGGAUACUUUAAAAGAUUAGAAAAAGGGAUUUUGCAGAAAUUCUAAAACAAAUUUCUGACUGCCGGGCAUUUAUUUGUUUUACAGUGCGACCGGGAAAACCGUGAACACUUGAAAUGUCUCAGGAAUGUGUAUUGUGUUAUGACCAAUCAACGCAAAGAUCACGACACGCGAACUAGCCACAAAACCACAAACUGGUCUUGCUUGCGGUUUAGCUUUCUCACGCCUGAUUGGCUUUUUUCUUGUAACACAAUCACAUUCCAGAAAUAUUUCUGGAAUUCUGGUGUUCACUGUUUUCCCGGUUUGACUGUAAAAUCCUUCCCGGCUGCCGGGCAUGUAGCCACAGCGUUUAGGACUAUGAUUAUAUUACGCACUUUGUGAGUAACUGGAUGGCUUCUAGCUCUAAAGAUGAGUUCAUACGGAACAUUCACAUCAUUCUGUUUAAAAUUAUAAGCAGUACCACAGUCAGUGCUGCUCGAUAACUUUAACGAAAAACUUCGUCUUGUCUAAGAAUUUUACAUGUUUACAUGUUACAUGUAAACAGACGAAAAUCAGAAUAUACAGUUUUCUGAAGUGAGAGUUGGUUUAAGUAAGUAGUUUUAAGUGUGGACAGUUAAUUAAAAUUUUGGCUAUAUGUUCUCUACGAUAAGCGAGUCAAAAUUUUAUUCACUGACUUUGUUCAGAUGCAACUUAAUACUUCUAAAUUUCUUCUCUAGAUCGCAAUGCCGUGACCCUUGAAAUUUUUUGUUCAAUUAAAAUAACUCCGAGACGUACCGGAACCAUUUUCUUUACAAGACUAACUUAGUUAAUAACAUUUGUUUUAGUGAGAUGUCACUGGCAGAGCUUGACUCUGCCCUCUAGUUUUUAGACUGAGCAGCCUUUUAAUUCAUCUUUCAAUCGACCGAAUAUACUCUGACUAAUAUAUAGAUUUAGCCAGAGCUAAAAGCGAAGCUCCCGUCUAUGUGUUUAUAGUUUACUUCAGACAAUGAACUUAGAACCAUUGGAAACGAAUCUACAAAUCUGUACUUAAUUUUAGGGAAGGACCGAGGACUAGCUGAAAAAACAUAAAGCCGCGAGCCUGUGAUCAGUUAAAAGCUAAUAACUGGUCAGCGAAAAACCUAAAAAAAUUGUGACCUCGAUGAGCUGGCACCUGAGCCAUUGCUACAGUCAUUUUAUUCUGGUCAGCAUACACCCUGAUUUGACAGCUGUCAAUUGACCAUAACAUGGAUAUCUAUUAUCAAGUUAAACACAGUUUAGAGGCUCUCAUAUAUUGUGCUAGCUAGAAAAUGUGACAUUUCCCAUUGGUUUCCCUGUGGUGCGGAUGGACGGACGGACGGACAUACAGUCACAUGACUACCAAAAUUUCUUGAAUGCGUAGAUAAACAAUUUUUUAUGGUGCUCCACUGUGCGCGCACUAGAGCUCCGCUAAAGAACAAUGAUUAUUACUGUAAGGUAACUAAAACAAUUGCUUUUGCAACACUCGUUAAACAAAAAUGUCCCUCCCAUCUAAAAGAGUAUCGUAAAAAGGCAAGCCAUGUGUCAGAUUUUGGGCAAUGAAUAUUUAAAACUUAUCAAGUAAACUUUCAAAUCCUCGAGGUGACAUUUGAUCAAGUUUCUUCCCUCCUUUUGGAUUGGACGAACUUCCCAUGGCUAACAACCAGGGUCCGUUUUAAAUCAACACGACCUGACGUUACUACUUACUAGGAGUGUCUGUAUCAGCUUCGUCGGGAGGGUAACUCUGAAAAAAAAGAGAGGGAGGGGGGAAUCUAGAAAAAGAACGCAACGAUAAAGAGAACAGAAACAAACAAGAAGGAAGUAACCAUUUAUACUGCACCCCUCCUUUUACGUAUUUAGAAUUUGUUUCCGCUUUACCAGUCUCGUAUUGCAGUUUUCCGUUUUUCCCCUCGCUUUUUCGCCCUAUUGUUUGCGGCGGAUAAGUCUGUUAAUCCGUAUACUAAACAGAUUUGAAAUUUAAUUUUUUUAGUUGGAAGCUUUAGUUCUUCAUGUGAACACUGUUCUGGGUCGAGACAAUGAUCUGGACUGCAUGCCAAUCAAACCUCCUCAGAGACUCUACCAAGCACAGAAAAAUGGAGUCCUGUUUUGGUGAGUAAGGAAUGCUUCUUAGUGGAUGCCAUUUGCCAAGAUCUUGAUCAGCCAAGGGUAAAAAAAAUCAGUCCUGAGUUGUUGCAUAAAAAUCCUGAUUUUCUUUUCGUAAAAUAUAAUUUAUCAUGAUUGUGCCACUAAAAGAGACUUGAUUUCACUUUUCGCUAAAGCCUUCCCCAGCGAAAAACCGCGAUUAUGACAAUGGUCUCACCAUGGAAAACCGUGAUCGUGAUCAUGAUCUGAGCAUAAGAAACCGUGAUUAUAAUAAUGGUUUGACCACGAAAGCCGUGAUAACGACUAUGAUCUGACCAUGAAAAACCGUGAUUAUGACCAUGAUCUGACCAUGAAAAACCAUGAUUGAUCAUGAUCUGACCGUGUAAAAACUGUUAUUGACCAUGAUCUCACCAUGAAAAACCGUGACCAAGAAAAGCAGUAAUUGCGACUGUGGUUUGACCAUGAAAAACCAUGACUGUAACCUGACAAUGAAAAACCGUGACUGUGAUCAUGCUCUGACCAUAACAAGCCAUGAUUGUUACAACGGUCUGACCAUUUAAAAAUGUGUAAAUUAAAAUACCCCGGAUUUCGCCUAGUCCGAAAUGUCACACAUCUCCACCCCCUAACCCGUGGGGGGCGCAGGGGAGAGAGACGUCUGAAUUCCGAAUGAUAUAAUGUUGGUUGGUGACUUCUUCUACUUUUGCGAAUAUGUUAGGUAUUUUCUGACUGCUAUUACCUUUCCGAAAUUUAAAAAAAUUUUAAUUCCGAAAUUCUAGUCGCACGGCUGACAUUUCAGACUAAAAUUGGCCAUGAUCUUGCAAUGAAAUACUUUAGUUUUCUCAAGGAAAAUCCUGAUUUGAACAUGCUCUGAACCUGGAAGACCAUGAUUAUGACCAGUACCUGGCAAUGAAAAAACCACGAUUUUGACCAUGAUGCUAAAGGCGUCAUUUGGGUAACUAUUUACAUACAUAUUUAUAAAUUAAGUUUUACCCCUGCUUAUAAUUUUUAUCAGGCGGGGUUAGAUCAUGUUCUUAAUAAUCAAGAUGAUCAUCUUCUACCUCUCCUUCUUUCCCAUUUUCUUCCAGCAAACUAAUAAACCGAAUAAAAAGAGGAACUAUACCAAGCUCAAAAAUUAACAAACAGGUGAGGAACAUCCACCAAGCUCUUGAAAACCAGAAGCUCGUUAUAGAGGGCACAAGGAACAUUGGAUGCGAAAUACCCAACAUCAGUGCUGAAGACCUUUGGAGUGGAAGGGUUCGUUAAAUGUUUUUCAUUUACCUAUUUAACAACAAUUUCUCUUUUCUUUCCUUGGAUGGAAAUAAGAACAAAAGACAAGGUAAAAUGAAAGGUAAAGUGGCCGUUGCAAAGUGAAUUUUCUUCCAGGCCCCCAGUAGUUCAAAAGCUGGACAACGCAAUUCACCGGUUAAAUCACUAUCCGGUGGAUAAGUACUAAGCAAACCAGUUGCACUGUCUAGCACCGCGUAAUAGAGAUUUAUCUGGCCCCGGUUGUUGAAAAGACGGAUAGCGCUAUCCACUGGAUAAAUUACCAUCCAGCAGAUAAGCAUUAGGAUAACCAGUAUGCACUAUCCAGUGGGUAAAGAUUUAUCCACUGGAUAGCAUUAUCCACCUUUUGAAUAAAUGGGACCGGGUGGGUAACGUUUUCCACCUUUCGAAUAGCCUGCGUAACAGGCGCUUGGAAGUAGUGGGUACGAGAAAAAACGGGCACCUCGGGUGUCUCCCUCGCGCGCGCCCGUUCUCUCUUUCGUUCACUACUUCCAAGCGCCUGGUCUCAGAUCAGAGUUUAACAUUUGCCGAGCAAAGAGACAAGAAGAGACUCUUCAAGCUAAUGCAUCGCAAAUAGGAAUGUAUACAAAAAAAAGAGGUUUCUUUUGGUUUCUCUGAGGCUUAUGGUUGUAAGCCUGUAUACGAUAAACCAGAUAACCUUCUACAUAGAAAAACAUAUUACUACGUGUGGUGAGCUGGUGGUCAAGUUGAUGUUUGUCCAAUGCAUACCGUUUUUUCUGUAUCCCAGUAUUAUAUAGAGUUAGCCAGCGCUAUAAACGCAAUCCUCAGUGAACAAUCCGCCCUUUCUGAAAAUGGAGCAAAUUAGGGGUUGGCAAUAUUCUUUUUAGGUUUUUCAAGAUUAUCUUUAUGCUGAACUUGUCGCUAACAAAUUUAUUUUUGUAAACCUCAGGAAGGUAAAAUGGCGGUGUUACAUAGUUUAUAAAACUCACGUAUUUCUUUUCAUCAGGAACAUCAUGUUUUGGAAAUUCUAUGGCAAAUCAUCCGAGUAAGUGGGAUUUUUUAUUUUUAAACGUUCUAAUUAGGUGUCCCAGAAAAGUAAAGAAACUGAGACAAACCCCUCAAAAGCAUGUUGUAUUCCCAGAAAAGGAAUGCAAUACUCUUUACUUUGAACUAUCUUUAAAAUAUGUUUUGACCCGUUUGAUUUAAUUAGAAACGUUUUACUGUCAAGAGAGAUUUUCAAACUGUCUUAUUUUCUAUAACAAUUGUUAUUUAUAGAGGAGAAGUCGUUGCGUCACGUUGCCAUGGCAGCAAAAUUUCUGAAUCUCAACGAACCGUAGUCCUACAAAUAUGGCAGGAAAAAAGGACAAAAAUGGACAUGUAUGACUUUCCUGUGCAUGAUUGCACUUGAGAACAAAACAGCAGCCCAUACUUUUCCUUUGUCUCUUCCAUCGUUUCACAAUGAGAAAAGGCCGUCUCUGUCAAGAAAUAUUGUUGAGAUCCAGAUAUUUUGCUACCAUGGUAACGUGACGUCACGCUUCUCUUUAUUGUUAGUUGCGAAUUAGUCAAAUUCCGUUGUAAUUGUCUUUGUGUUAAGUUGUGAGUCACUGUUGAUUUGUUUCUUUUCCAGGUUGGUUUGCUGUCGCAAGUGAACAUUGAAGAGCAACCUAAGUUAGCUCUGCUGCGCAAGUCCGAAGAGGACUGGGCAGAGUUUGCCAAGGUGACUAUUACUGUUUCUUUGCUGCUCUUACUGUUCUUAUCACUGAGUUUGUCUCAAUCAACAUAUCCUGCGAACAGGCUCCCAAGUGGAAUUGGGCGAAAAAGAAAAUCUGCGAUCGAAGCGAGCCUCGCGUGGCCUGGGGGAAAAAAGGCAGGGCAGCCCGUAGCUUGUAGACAGAUUCUGGUAUCAUCAUCUGAUUGGUAGGGCCCGCUAACUGUUGACAAGUGAGCGAUGAACAUAUAUAACCACGUGUGCGACAGGUCUAAUUACUUUAUUGACAUCUAUAUAAUUGACAUAUUCGUUGCAGGAUAAUUGCAAGUGGACAGAUGAGCGGCAUCAAACAGGUUUACAGGUUCUCCCGCCUUUUUUCCCCUAGACCACGCUCGGCUCGCUUCGCUCGCCCAAAUUCGUUUUCGCCCUACUCCACUUGGGAGCCUUUUCACAGGCUAAAUCAACAAUAUUAUAACCUUAACCAUGAUUUCAUUUCCUCUUUUUAAGCUACCGCCAGAAGAGCCCCUUAUCAGAUGGGUCAAUCAUCAUUUGAGGCGUUCAACAUAUAGAGGCCCAGAUAUGACGAACUUCGACAGCAGCUUAAGGGUAUGCACCACCAAAAAACGGUUACCUGGCUUUGAAUAUUUAAUGUAUUGAUACAUUGUAUCCGCCACUUAAGAAACGAGAGGGUGACUGGAGCCCAAAUGUGUCCUGCAAUUGUUUCUGAGUGCGUCACUGGCCGUGCCGGUCAGCUAUAGCCCAACCCCGGGGGAGGGACUCCGCAUAUGAAGGUGGUACGGAUGCUCGUCGGAAAUUUUGAAUUAAACCCCUAAAAGAGACCGAUCUGGGCGUGGUCCAAGCUUUUUUUGACCCCUAAAAGAGACCAUGUUAAAACAUCGACAAAUAAAAACAAUGGACAAAGACGUCUUCUUUAGGUAUUGAUGUUAUAGAAAACUUAAAUUAUAUGAAUGGAGUCAAUAAAACGAAUUAAAAAUAUACAUAUAAAACAUAUGUUUUUAUAUUUUUUCGCGUGCAACCCUAAAAGAGACCUUCACGGCUAAAUAUGAUGGCGUUUUGCCCAGAACACUCUAAGUGAGACCAAAAUCCGAAAUUUACACCCCUAAGGGAGACGACGAGCAUCCGUACCACCUUCAUAUGCGGAGUCCCUCCCCCCGGGUGCCCAACCUUUUUUUCCCCUGACCGUAGAAACAGUCCCAGAAGUCUUUGCCAACGUUAACUUCGACCAGUUUUUUUCCUAGUUUCUAAAUUUUAUAAUUAAGUAUUGUAUAACAUUUCUAAUUGGAUAACGUUUUUGAUACCUACUGCCACUGGGCUUAGAACACAGGGAAAGUGCUGCUAGCUGUUACGGGGCCGUAGCAUUGGGAACGGCCGGAGGGCCCCCAGUUUAUUGCCUCAAAAAGUCAAAACAUGCACGAAUAAAAGUUGAAAAUAAAAAUUCAUCUCCCAGGGCAUCGAAACAAUGAUGUCUCUGUAGCUAAGUGAAACAUUUUCUGGUCUAAAGAUAGAGAUACCAGUCCAGUGGGUCCUCCAGACCCCAAACCGUCUGCUUUCAAAUACAAUGAGCUACCUAAAAUCUUUGUGUCCCCCCUAGUUUCUAAAGGGUCGCCCAGCUGUAAAAUUAAACAAUAAGAUAACUAAUACUGAGCUUUUCAGCUCUGUUUAUACUAAGCACAACCUAUAAUACUUUGGUGUACUCGCGUCGAGUUGCUUGUUUUUCUUCCAUCUGGAUUUUAUGGUUAAACUGGCUGUUCUACGACCAUUUUUCUCUUUUAACUUCCUUGAGAUGAUGUUUACUGUUUUGUUUGUGAAUGCAGGAUUCAGUCAUCUACUGUUACCUUUUGCAUCAGCUGGCCCCAGAAAGGUGCGGAUUUCAAUUUCAAUCUAUGAUUGCCGAUUUUUGUUUUUAAUUUUAAAGUUUCCCCAGUAGAUUUUUGCUCAGAUUAUUGAAGAUUUUCUUGAUAAUUUCUCAACCAAUAAAUAUUUUUUCAUUUCAAAGGAAGUUAUUUGAUUUUAAUAUUUAUUAUUCCUCAGAUGUAACCUCUCUCCUUUGGGUGAACAGGAUCUCUUUGUCAGAGCAAACAAAGUCCUCAUCAUGGCAGAGCUCAUAGGAUGCCGAAAAUACCUUACUGCGCAUGAACUAGUUAAGGUGCUUGAUGCAAUUGUAAAAUGCCUUUUAAAAGACUAGAUUGAAAGUAGUGAUAGCUGAACAAUGGACAAGUUAUGGAUGUGCAAAUAAACUUAAUGGACACUUUUCACUCCAUAGGGUAAUCCGCGCCUCAACUUGGCUUUCUUGGCAAACUUAUUUCACGUGAGACCAGGUCUUGAGUGUCAUUACAGUGAUAUGGAUAACUUCAGACUUACGGAAGAACUCAACAUGGCUCUUAGCAGGUAUUGCAGACUUACGUGAUCUUGCAGCUUAGUGAAUAGUGACUGUUUCUUAACCCACCUGUUAGGUUCAGUUUCUAGCCGAUUCUCGAUGUUGUCAAGGGAAUACGCAAGAUUCUCCGAAGGGCAAAACAAAACUGUUUCGAAAAGGACCAGCCAGGAAUUCAGUGUAUUGUGAUGCAACCGCGGACAAACGAUUGACAUUCAAAUUUGCAAAGGUUAUUAGAAAGAAACCUACGGAGGAUUCUAGGAUUCUGAAUUUAAUUACUAUCACGUGAUCGCGAAUCAGCCAAUGACAGUCAGAGUAUUGUCUAGAAAAUUGUCAGCCCUUUGAUUACAAAUUUUGCUUCAUUGGAAAGAUCAUAGGGGAAUUAACUAUCUCUGAAAAUAUAUAUGUUCGAUAUGUCAGUUAUGUCUGGAUUUUUUUCCAGACAUAGCUGAUAUAGCUCAUUAACAGACUUUAUCAACCAGCAUAUACUCAAGUUUUUGAAGCCUUUUCUUCCACAUUUCCGGCGUAUGCUUCAUGUGAUGUGAUAUAAAGUAGUUGGUGCGAAAUCAACGAACCCUGAUCGUUUUAUUUCAAGGUGUCAUUUCGUGGAAGAAGAACGAAAUGUGUUGCUUCAAGUGAGAAGAGAGAUGUCAGAAGAGUUUAAAGACUCGCGGAAGAAGCUGGAAGAUAGUUUAAGAGAACUGGAGAUUAUUAAAAGAAAGGCUUUGAGGCUGGAAGAUGAAAAUAAACAUCUUGUAAGUUUCAUAACCUCACUUAUAGCACUUAUCACCAUGUCUUUUGUCACUGAAAAUGACUGCUGGCAUAUUGAAUUAUAACUUUUGUUGGCCCAAAUUUAUUGCCAAAACAUGCUCACUACGUGAUCAUGACUUAGGUGAGAAGCAUUUUCAUCAUAUGUCUCUCAUCGCUCGCCGCCAUCGUUGACCUUCCGCGGAACGGCUAUUAUUCGCAGAUUUACUUUGUCACAUUUUUUGGAUUAAAACAUGAACAUGACCGUUUGUUGGAAGGACACAUUUUUUUCCAGAUUAAAAUCAUGAACAUGACCGUUGUGGUUGGAAGGACUUUCAGUCAAAAACCACACUCGUUUGAUAUGUAUUCUCAGACACAUUAUGUUGCUUAAAAAGCCCUCUUCUUCGUAUUCGCUUUUAAAAUUUUUUACGUCAUCAGUCAGUUAGUGGUGCACCCCUCCUAAGAAAAAUCCUGGAUCCGCCCCUGAUUUAUGUACGUACUUUUAUUUUUAAUUUCGUUUCUUACUUAGACUGGUGUGGAAGAAAUGCAUCAGCUUUUAAAAGCAGAGAAUUCCCUCUUUCAAAGUCAACUUGAUGACAUGAAAGCCCUGUUGAAGGAUUCACAGGCGACAAUAAAAAAUCAGGAAAUAACGAUUAACAGUUUAAAAACGGAAAAGGAGGUGGGUCAAACGUUUUGUUCCUAUAAUGAUGUGUGCACUCGAGCCUGUUUAUUUAAAACGGACACUGGACUGUGCGUUCCCAGAACCUCACACCACUGUUAAAGUGGAUGUGCUAUCCUUUAUCCGGGUUCGUAGAAGCUAAAAGGACCUCUCUUAAGCGGAUGGUGCAACAAAAAAUGUUAAAAUCUACCGAGUAAAAGUUCCUAUAUUCCAUAUUCGAACAGAAAACUAACUGUAAUGAAGACAACAGCAAUGUUUAAUAAGUACGAGUCUAGUUAUUUCAGUCAUUUGGUUAUCUACGUCCUAGUGUAAAUCAAUUUUGGGCCCGUGGCCCCAGUUUUUCAAAAGGUGGAAUGCGUUAUCCGCUGGAUAAAUCACUAUCCACUGGUAAAAGUAAUUGGUUUUCGCAGGAGCCGCUCCUGCUUUUCGUAUGUUCGCUGGAUAACAAUUUAUCCGAUGGAUAUAGCGCUUUCUAACUUUCAGACCGAGACCUGCUUUCUAGUAGAGUUUGAGGUUGCAAAUGGACACCGAAAGUGUACCACUACGGAAGGUUACUUGGCACUAGUAAGAGUAGUUAUCUAUUUGCCGCGUAAAACAGGAUCCGUGUUUUGUCGUGGAACUGAACUUAGUACGGUUUUGGUGAAAAAAAUCGUGACCAAGUGAUAAACUCUCUUAGAAACAUAAAGAUGGUAUCUGCCGGCAUGCCAGUCUGUAAAUGUAUGUACAACUUCUAUAUUUCUAUUCUUCUUAUUAUAUUUCAUCUUUUUAUCCCUUUCGAUCUUAAACUGUACUUAUAGGUAUUGAUAAAAGAAUACGAGGAUAAAUUAAACGAGCUUCAAAGCAAGAUUUCUACAAUUUCAAGAAAGCAGACAACUAUGGUUCUUCAAAAAGAGGCUCUCACAUAUGAGCGAGACGUAAGUAGAAGGAAAAUCCCCAGAAAACCUAAUAAAGCCGUUAAAAAAAAGAGCUUCUAGGGACAAACAAAGGGAGGGCGGAGGUGUUUCUGAAAUAACGACAUUCGCGUACGUUAAUUUUGUAGCCGUUUACACACAAACCUUUUCACUCCAGUUUUGGGGAGCUUAUGAGGAAACAGAAGAGUCAUUUUUUAUCUGGUUAUAAAGCUUGCAAUCUUUCCGAGUGUUUAUAUAAUGUAAGAGUACUUAAUAGUAUAUACUUUUCAAAUUUUAAAACGAUUUUUCUUUUUUGUUUGCUUUUAUCGUAACAGCUUCUAAAACGGAAACAUGACAAAUGCGAAGCGGAGAACAAACGACUCCAAACU
Porites lobata is the source of this 12073-nucleotide messenger RNA. Lineage: Eukaryota; Metazoa; Cnidaria; Anthozoa; Scleractinia; Poritidae. The record is from the annotation of a GenBank genome assembly.